Molecule: messenger RNA, 351 nt
Organism: Rangifer tarandus platyrhynchus (Svalbard reindeer)
Lineage: Eukaryota; Metazoa; Chordata; Mammalia; Artiodactyla; Cervidae
Source: the annotation of a GenBank genome assembly
AUGGCCUGCUUGCGCGCGCCCUGCCCCGGCUCCCACCUUGCCCUGUGUGCCCACCAAGGUCAUCUGCGGCUUCCGUGCGACCGUGGGGGUCUCGUCACUCCAACUUUGGCCGAGAUCAAGUUUGCGUUUGGAGAAAGAGGUCAGAAGGUUCUGGGCCAGGAUAAAAGCUUGAGACACUCUGUUUCACACGGAAGCAGUGACAGCUCCGGACAGUCACUCCGGAAAUGCUUUGUGGAUGCUGCCCGGGAAGGGGUACAUCCGGGUCAGCGAGGGAGCCGGGAGACAGGCGUGUUUGCCUGCGGUGGUUCUUCUGACCGACCCCGGUCAGUGGUCCGCAGCGCCCUCUCUUAG